This is a messenger RNA of Phytomonas sp. Hart1, 939 nucleotides long. Lineage: Eukaryota; Euglenozoa; Kinetoplastea; Trypanosomatida; Trypanosomatidae. The record is from the annotation of a GenBank genome assembly.
AUGUUGUCCCCCACACCCUCGAACCUGACUCCACAGGUAGCUUACACCAGCACACAGACUCGCAUUCAGUCUUUUGUUCGAGACAUACAAAACUACGACCAACAACUUAGCAAGCUGUUGGACAAUUUGCAAGGAAUGAUUAACGACGUGGAGUGUCUCUAUCGACAUUAUGAUCACAUCACCAAAGAGAAAGUUCAUCUCGAUUUGAUAUUGGAAAAGGCUGAGGAGAACAUUCGGGAUGUUCGUCGCAUUGUCGACCGCUAUAGCGUCGUCAAGGACGCCGUUGUUGCAAGCGACGGCUUUACGUACGAGCGGGAUGUUAUAACAGAGUAUAUCGAAAGCUGCAAGAAGGGCGGUGGCACACCCAUAUCUCAUCAGACGGAUGUACCCAUGACCUCUCUUUUGAUUCCUAACCGCUCCCUUAAGAGGCUUUUGGACAGCCUUACAGAGUUACUUAACGCAAACACUACGCAUUUCUCCACUGAGGGAGGCGAUAAUGCACCAAACAAGCCCAGUACUAUUGACACCAAGGGCGAUGUGCCUUCUACUGCUGUAGGAGCAGGGGCAACCAGUAGCCUUUCGGCAAACCAGGAUUCAAGUUCAGGAGGAAACAACAAUAAUCGGAACGCUGUUGAAACAAAUGCUUUGGGGGAGCGUUUACAUCCGUGUAUUCGAGUCUAUGGCUUUUGCAACUACAAGGGCAGUUGCUCCUAUGCCAAAUACCCAUAUGAUGCCUGUCUCUCUAACCUAAAGGGUCGGUGUCGCUUCCGCAACCAUUGUCACGAGCGACAUGUCGAAUUCCGUGGCCCGCUCGACGACUAUGGUAAACCCGCUAGCGAACCAAACAACAAUAUCAGCAACAACUACGGUAUUCAAAAUACUUCUGGUGGUGCAGAGGACACUGCGGCUCGACAAAAGGAAAAGGCUGAGACACAUUAA